AUGAUCUCUCGACCCAUGCUCCACACCUUCCACAAGGUCAUUUCAUCCUCACAAGGCUUCACUAUCGGAACCUCUCCGUGGGAUGAGUCUCUCAAGAACCGCCGUAGAGCUGCUGCCACAGCGCUCAACCGCCCUGCCGUGCAAUCGUACAUGCCACUCAUCGACCUCGAGUCGACAGUCUCUAUCAAGGAGCUACUGCAAGACAGCAAGAAUGGAGAGCUCGAUCUCGAUCCCCGGGCAUACUGGCAGCGAUACGCCCUCAAUACCUCCUUGACUCUAAAUUAUGGAUACAGAAUCGAUGGAAACAAAGACGCACCACUUUUGAAGGAGAUUGUGGAUGUUGAACGUGGGAUUGGCAACUUCAGGUCGACAAGCAACAACUGGCAAGACUAUGUUCCGCUAUUGAGACUGUUGCCCGGCACGAGCAAUGAGGCCGAAAGUUUUCGAAAGAGGAGGGAUGUAUACAUGGACCACUUACUUAGCACACUGCAGGAAAAGAUGAAGAAUGGAACGGAUAAGCCAUGUAUUACCGGUAACAUCAUAAAAGAUCCGGAAGCAAAGCUGAACCGCGAUGAGAUCACGUCCAUCGGCCUGACCAUGGUAUCAGCGGGUCUGGACACUAUACCAGCCAAUAUUAUCAUGGGAAUCGCCUACCUUGCUUCACCAGCUGGUCAGAAGAUCCAGCAACGUGCGUACAAUGAGAUUAUGAAAGUGUACCCAAACAACGACGCCUGGGAGCAAUGCUUGUACGAAGAAAAACUCCCAUACAUCACUGCAUUAUACAAGGAGAUCCUCCGAUAUUGGACUGUCCUUCCCAUGUCUCUGCCUCGCGUAUCGAUACAAGACAUCGAAUGGAACGGUGUCGUCUUCCCAGCAGGCACAACUUUCUACAUGAACGCAUACGCUGCCAACUACGACGAGGAACACUUUGACAACCCUCAAGAGUUCAACCCAGAAAGGUAUCUUAACGUAGCUGAGGGGGGUGGGACUUCGCAUUACGGUUAUGGGGCUGGAUCGCGCAUGUGCCUAGGCUCGCAUCUUGCGAACCGCGAGCUGUUCACUGCGUUUGUUAGACUCAUCUCUGCAUUCGAAUUCACACCGCCUGUCGACCCGCGAGAUGAGCCGUACCUGGAGUGCUUGAAAGCAAAUGCUCUGCCCAAAAGUCUCACCAUGGAGCCCAAGUACUUCAAGGUUGGCUUCAAGCCUAGAAACAGGCAGUUGCUGGAUCAAUGGAUCAAAGAGAGUGAAGAGAGGACCAAGGAACUAAUGUAA
Molecule: messenger RNA, 1272 nt
Organism: Pyrenophora tritici-repentis Pt-1C-BFP
Lineage: Eukaryota; Fungi; Ascomycota; Dothideomycetes; Pleosporales; Pleosporaceae
Product: CypX, Cytochrome P450
Molecular function (GO): heme binding; oxidoreductase activity, acting on paired donors, with incorporation or reduction of molecular oxygen; iron ion binding
Source: RefSeq, a predicted model, not a curated record